Molecule: messenger RNA, 8104 nt
Organism: Danio aesculapii
Lineage: Eukaryota; Metazoa; Chordata; Actinopteri; Cypriniformes; Danionidae
Gene: wdr81
Product: WD repeat domain 81
Exons: 12
Coding region: 259-6450 (2063 amino acids)
Biological process (GO): aggrephagy
Cellular component (GO): mitochondrion
Molecular function (GO): protein binding; phosphatidylinositol 3-kinase regulator activity
Source: RefSeq, a predicted model, not a curated record
AGAUGAGAGUCACGUGAGGCUCUGAACUCAACACUAUGGCUUCUCAAGACAACAAAAUAUUCUCGACUUCUUGGGAAAUUAUUGUGCUAUUAUGGUAGUUCAUAAAGUACUGGAAAUACAUUUCUUACAUGCCGCAAACAUUGGACUGGGCACCGCGAUGGCAGCUGUUUCAGUGAUCAGUUGCUGACAAGCAGCAAACAGUGCAGAGCUUCUUAUAGGAGCCCACAAGUGCCACAUUCUGAUUAACUGAGAUACAUCAUGGAGUGGCUAGCACCAGCCUUGGAAAGGGACCUGGGUAUUGAUCAGCGGCAGACUGCGCAUAGUCAGCGACCCAAUGAAUUGGUGGUCCUGGUCCCAACCCGCUGGGUAAUGGCCUUGAGAAACAAGAGAGUUACUCGUUGUGCAAGAUAUGAGAGCUUCAGUGAGGGGGAAAUCUGCACACUUCUCCAGCGCUCUCAGAUGAAACUGCCAUCUGGCUGGACACGUGUUUGUAUCCAAGGUCUUCGAAAGCGUAAACUGGGAUACUGUUUCGCCAGGGAGACUGGCUGCCAUGGGGAGGGACUCUCCCAGGACUCUUUCAUGACUCUCAUGCAGGGAGUAUCACAGUCUAAUUUUAGAAAUCUGUGGCAUGAAGCGUACAUGACUCAUGUGCAGCCAUAUGCAGAUUCCGUUGAGCAGACACCUGUUUUGGCCUUAGAUGCUGUUCGCCAAGCCCUGCAGAAACUGUUUAGCUCCAGCUUUAUCUCUACUGAUCGAGUGUCACCAUCCCUAUCUCCAGCUAAAGAGAAAGAGAAAGACUGUCCAUUCCUAUCCAGCUGCUCAGCUCCCAAACAAAGUAUAGAGAGUUUAUGUCCUAAUGUGCUACCUGCAGAAUGCUUGUUGGAGUCGGAGGAGGUUCUUUAUGUGGUUUUUCCAUACACACAAUACACUGUUCAUGAUAUUGUCACCUACAGUCCAGCUAAGCUUGCUAACAGCAAUGCGAAAAUAUUGUUCAUUUUGUACCAACUACUAAUUGCAAUGCGGGAAUGUCAUGCCUCUGGGCUGUUGUGUGGGGAACUCUCCUUACUUGAUAUUGCGGUUGAUGAGCAGCUCUGUAGUCGCCUAAAGAUCUCACUUGCACACUAUGAAAAGUUUAAGGAGUAUAGGGAUGCUGUACCAUAUGCAUUACAAAAUAAAGUGCCAACAAGUGUUUCAACAAAAGACAAUCACAAUAAUGGUGUGAGUAGACAGCUUUGUCAAAAUUGUCAGGAUGAGCUCAAAUCUCUGGUCCUAGACUGGGUCAACGGUCAGGUCAGCAACUUCCACUAUCUGAUGGAAUUAAAUCGACUAGCUGGAAGGCGUGAAGGAGACCCAAACUAUCACCCUGUUUUACCUUGGGUGGUUGAUUUCACUGUGCCAUAUGGAAGGUUUCGUGAUCUUAAGAAGUCAAAAUUUCGUCUAAAUAAGGGUGAUAAACAACUGGACUUCACGUAUGAAAUGACCAAAGAAGCACUGGCAGCAGUUAGCGGAAGUGGAGGAAGUAAUUAUCCUGAUCUUGGUGGACCAGUGGUACCUGGUGGUCCAGGACAGUCGGAUCACCUUCAUGUUCCCCAUCAUAUCUCAGAUGUUUUGUCGGACAUCACCUAUUAUGUCUACAAAGCCAGACAGACGCCCAAAUCUGUGCUGUGUAGCCAUGUUCGUUCCCAGUGGGAGCCCAAUGAAUAUCCAGCUAGUAUGGAACGUAUUCAGAGUUGGACCCCAGAUGAAUGCAUCCCAGAAUUUUACAGGGAUCCCUUAAUAUUUCAAUCCAUACACCCAGAUAUGCCAGACCUUGAUGUACCUCCAUGGUGCAGUUCUUACGAAGAGUUUAUUGCUGUGCAUAGACAGCUUCUAGAGAGUCGAGAAGUGUCUCAGCAGUUGCAUCACUGGAUUGACCUAACGUUUGGCUAUAAACUGUCGGGUAAAGAAGCCAUUAAAGCUAAGAAUGUCUGCUUGCAUUUGGUAGAUAACCACACUCAUCUCACCAGCUACGGAGUUGUGCAACUGUUUGACCACCCCCACCCACCUCGUCUUGCCCUUUACCAGUAUGCACCUCCAGAACCUCCUCACUUUGGACGUGUCAAUCUUACAACAUGGCAGAUUCCACCACUUGAAACCACAAUGGAUGGUGUGGAUGGAUUAGUUCCAGAGGCAACAGGAUGUGAAUCCAGUGGCUGGUCAGUGGUAGGCCGGGAUGAAGAGCUUGAGCAAGCAAUAGAAGCCCUGGACUUAAGUGGAUCGUCAUCAUCUGCUUCUGUUUCAAUCCCUGUGGUUGGUUCUGCUGGUGGAAAGACCAGUGGGGAGACUAUAGGUUUGGUUGUGUCUCCAUCUCAUGGUUCUUUUCCUGGUGAAGUAACUGGAAAUGUCACAAAUACUCUAGGAUCAGGCAUUAGAACUACCUUGCUUCACAGAGCAGCAUCUGUUAGUAAAAAGCCAGAAACCUCUAAUUUGGAAGACUUCAAAAUAAGCCUGCCAGAUGGAUUUAAACCUUUGCAACCUUUGGAGGAGUUAGAAAAGCUCAACACCUUUUUGGUGAAAGGUCUACACUCUGAAAUCCAGCACACAAUGGAUCUUGAUAUGAACAAAAAAGACUUGAGACCUGUAUUGAAAGUUCCUCUCUCCUUCACAGAUCUUUUCCAGAGAGAUAUGCAAGCCUUGGGUGUUCUUGUCGCUGAAAUCUUUUAUUCCUCCAAACUGCGGGGAUUGAGGCCAGGAACUAAUCUGAGAGAUCGUUUUCAAGCAGUAUUAAAGCUGUGCUCCACAAACCUUCGAGAUGUUCCACUACCACUCCAUCAUGCACUGGACACUCUUCUGCAGGUCCACAAGCAUUGUUUAAAGACAGAGACAAUCAUAAUGCAUCCUCAAGGACUGCCGUUUCUGUUUAAAUAUGACCCCAUUUGUGAGGGACUUCCACCACCGAACCCUUGUCAACUGCUUAGUCCCAUUCUGUCCCCUCUACCAUUCCCAGAAUACUUCCCAACAUUGCACAAAUUCAUAUUUUCCUACCACUCCAAGAUGGAAUCCAUUAACAAUAUUCAGGGCCGUGACAUUGUGUUCAACUUAUGGCAGCAACUGGAGACACUUCUAAAGGGUGACAUAACUACAGAGGGGCUUGAGAUCCUUCUACCCUUUGUUCUUUCUUUGAUGUCAGAGGAGUCCACUGCUGUUUAUGCGGCCUGGUAUUUGUUCGAGCCUAUGUCCAGGGUUCUUGGACCUCGCAAUGCCUCUAAGUACCUAAUAAAGCCUUUGGUAGGUGUGUACGAGAAUCCCAGAUGCCUUCGAGGCCGCUUCUACCUCUACACAGAUUGUUUUGUGCUGCAGCUUAUUGUAAGGCUUGGUUUGCAGGCCUUUCUUUCCAGUCUUCUUCCACAUGUUCUGCAGGUCAUGACUGGCUUUGAAAGCUGCAACACGGCUGCGGGGACAGAAUGGGAGGGCAUGAAGGUUUUGAGGGGAGCUGCUGGUGCCUCAGAUGAGGAAGAGGAGGAAUAUGAGUGUGAGGAUCGAAGAUUAUCUAAUGCCACAUCUUCUGGCAAAGUAGGAGGAGGUAGUGGAGGCGGUAGUGGGGGCGUUGGUGUUGUCGGAGACCAAGGACUUGUUGAUUACUCAUCAGGCAUCAGUCUCAAUGACCAGGUUUUUCUGAAUGAAGGUGAGGACUUCCAGAAUGGCUUUUAUGUGAGUAAUAGUGCAUCUGGGGCAACAACAAUGGUUGGCACCAAACAGCAGAACCAAAGCCCAGCAAACAAGGACCAAGACCAGGAAUCUCUCAGCGUUGGGAAACUCAGUGACAAGAGCAGUGCUAGUGAAGUCUCCAUUGGAGACCGUGCGAGUUUAAAGUCUGCUGAUAGCAGUCAGGAUCUGAAGCAAGCCAGUGAUGGUGAGGAUGGUGGAGAGCUUGAGGAUGAGGAGGAGACAGUGGAAGACAGAGAAAUCACAAUACAAAGGGUGCCAAGUCUGGAAAUGACUCUUUCAGUCAGUACUGAGGAAUCAGAAGCAACUGUGGCAACUCUUGAGGGAGAUGUCAUGAAUGGAAUUGUUCAAGACGAUGGAGAGAAAAACAUGGAGGAAGAAGAAACCGAACAUGACCCUUUAGAGGACUCUGAGGAAAAAGAACACAAGAUACUAUUAGACACUGUUUGCAAAACUGUCAGGUGGUUGUCUGCAAAACUGGGGCCAACACUAACAUCUCGAUUCAUAGCGAGGAACCUGCUGCGACUGCUUACAUCAUGUUACAUUGGGCUUGACAAACAUCAGUUCAUGCUCUCAGUGAAUGAAGAAAAUAGCCUUGAGUGUGUAGGAAGUGUAUAUGAGAAGAAGCCGGUUGUUGGAGACCAGACUGCAAGACCAGUUCUUGAGUGUCUUAUUUACAUAGCACAUCUCUACGGAGAACCAGUGUUGACUUAUCAAUAUCUACCCUACAUUGGCUACCUGGUGUCUCCACCAUCUUCAUGCCGUUUGAACACUCGAAAGGAGGCCGGGCUUUUGGGUGCUGUGGUACUCACACAGAAGAUUAUAGUCUUCCUGUCAGACACCACUCUAAUGGACAUGCUGAUGAAGAUUAACCAGGAGGUUCUGCUGCCACUGCUGGAUUUGUUAACAUCAACUAAGAUGGGCUUUCCUAGUGGAGUGCAAACUCGUUCUGCAGUGUGUCUGAAGACUUUAAGCCUCAUGGCACUGAUCUGUCUGCGCAUUGGCAGAGAGAUGGUACAGCAGCACAUGGCAGAAACUCUCUCUAGGUUCUUCCAGGUUUUCUCCUUGCUGCACUUUUUGCAAAAUCAGAUUGGAAGUGCCCCACGUAGGGAGGUUGCAGAGUGCACAUACCUGGACUUGCGCAUUCCAGAUGGAGCAGAGCUUACUUUUGAACUUGGAGUUUUGGAGGAACUUCAGGCUGUAUUUAAUCCUGAAAUGGCUUAUGCAUCUUACAUUCCUUUCUACUGUCUCAUUGGUGAUUCAGGAAUUCGCAAACUUGUUACCAAUCAUGAGCUAGUUUGGAGUCUGGCUCAAUCUUACCAUGAACGAGCAAGUCCUGGUAGCCCAGAAUCCAACCCAGUUGGAGGUCAGAGAGCCUCUGCUGUGGGUCUUUCUCCUAGUAUGGGCCGCCAGAUGAGUCGCAGUCCCUUUCCUGCUCCUUCAUCCACUUCCACACCACUAGGUGGAGACGUAUUACCUGAGUCAGGAACAUUUGGCAGUCAUCUGGUAGGAAACCGCAUCCAGGUAACUCGAGACAGUGAAGCCUGUGGGAGUCCUAACUUGUCCUCUUUGGAAACGUGGACACAUGGACGACCUUAUGGUGGCAAUGCACCUCCUAUGAGUUUAGCCACCACUGCACUUUCUUCAGCUGGACCUUCUUUCUCCCAUUCCUCGUACUCCUGGGUAAUGGGACCCACUCCAGAGGACAGUGCACUGAAACAGGACCUUCCACGCAGCAGCCGCUCACUGCAGGGCAACUGGCUUGCGUACUGGCAGUAUGAGAUUGGGCUUAACCAGCAAGACUCCCACUUCCACUUCCACCAGAUCCGUCUCCAAAGUUUUAUUGGUCAUUCGGGUACAGCAAAGUGUCUGGCACCACUAGCAGGGGAGGACUACUUCUUGUCUGGGAGUAAAGACAAAACUGUUAGGCUGUGGCCGCUUUAUAACCACGGUGAUGGCACACGAGAGGUUGAACCACGACUUACUUAUACAGAGCACCGCAAAUCUGUCUUUUAUGUCAGUCAGUUAGAGGCUUUACAGGAGGUGGUGAGCUGUGAUGGCACUGUGCAUCUGUGGGAUCAAUUCACAGGUAAGAAUAUUCGCUGUAAUGAACCUCUGGACGGGAAGAACCCAAUCACGGCUGUCACCACAAUGCCUGCUCCCCACUGCAGUGUAUUGUUUGCUAGCGCUGACUCUGUGCUGCGUUUCAUAGACCCACGCAAACCAGGCCUGCAGCAUGAGUUCCGUCUAGCAUACAGUAACAUGAGUGCAGGGUUAAUUCGCUGUCUGGCUGUUAGUCCAGGAGGACGCACCAUUGCUGCUGGAUUUUCCACUGGUUUUAUAGUCCUGCUGGAUGCAAGAACAGGUCUGGUGCUGAGGGGCUGGCCUGGUCACGAGGGAGAUAUACUACAAAUGAAAGCAGCAGAGGGGAAUCUGCUGGUCAGUUCUUCAUCUGACCACACACUGACCGUUUGGAAAGAUGUGGAGCACAAGCCACUCCACCAGUACAGGACUCCAUCUGACCCCAUCCAUGCAUUUGAUCUUUACGGUGCUGAGAUUGUGGCGGGUACUGUUGCCAACAAAAUCGGAGUGUACUCCAUUCUGGACAGCACAGCCAGUCUGGCAGGAUCCACCAAACUCAGCACGGAGAACUUUCGUGGGACCCUCACAAGUCUGUCUGUCUUGCCCACCAAGAGGCUACUGCUGCUCGGCUCUGACAAUGGUGCCAUUAGGCUGCUGGCUUGAACAAACUACUGUUUCCUUUUCACAAAACAAUAUUCCUCGUGCCACUUCUGGCUCCUUCACCAGAAUGAAACGAUCUUGCCAACCAUGCACAAAGACACCCGUUUCAGUCACAGAAGGAGCAAGCCUGAUAUUUACAUUUUAACCUCGCUGAAAGAGAACUUACAACCUCCGCGCUCUUUAGUAAGUGACCAAAACUGAAAAUUGCCUCUGAUUCAUACAAUCAAAAGAAUAGUCUUUUUUUUAAAUGAUUUUUAGGGUUCAUGUUCUAUAAACUAGCUGCUUUGUAUGUAUUAUUUGACUCUUCAGAAAGGAUGGAUUCUUAGAUGCAUGCAUGAGAUGAGCUGCUCAGGAAGUUGGUUCUAGUGUAGCGUUUACACUUCUUUCCAUCAGACAAGUGAAAUCACCAAAAACAUCACUGUGAGAAUCACAGGUUAGAUAUUUGUUGAUCAUAUCAUAUGAUUCCAUUCACCAGACUUGCUCAGCAACUAUGCAGUAUUCAUGGUAGAUGUUUAUAGUGCACAAUAUAUGGCAAUUUUUUUGUUUUCAAUGCUACUCUGUAUGUUUCUAUAUCCACGUCAAUGGAGCGUAAUGAACAAGACAAAUGUGAUCAAAUGAUGACUCUUCAUUCUGUUACUCUACACUGAUUGAGAGUGUAAACACUCAAUAUGCAAUGGGAUGGUCCUGAAUCCUGAAUUUGGACCUUUUGACAUUUAAAAUAUGGCUGUUGAUUAUAUGGAACAGUUUGAUGUAGUAAUUGAUUUGAUUUUCACAUCAACCCCAGGUCAAGUGACAUGUUACAUUUUUACGCACACCAUACUGUGUGUAUGUUUGUAUAUACAUACACAUUUAUAAAUAUAAAUAUAUAUAUCUAUGUUGAAUCCAAUGCUUACUAUCUAAAAGAAUACUUUUAUGCGACAUCUUUGAAAAGAUAAGAACUAGGAACUAACGUAUUUAAUUUAUUACUGGGAUGUUUUAUGUAAAACAUUAUUAUCUCCAGACAUUCCAAUUCUAUAAUGUUAGGAAUAUAUAGUGAAUAAUUAUUCAGAAUGCUAAAAUAUACAUUUAUGGUUCGCUAAUUCCCCUCAGUAUAAUUUCAAUUUAUAAAGUAUGAAGAUUUGGCUUAUGAUUUUUUUUUUUUUGUUUCGAAUUUAGGUAACAAUAGAGUUUUAUUUAUUGAACUUACAUUGAACAAUGCUACUGCAUUUACUAAUAUAUAUUUAAGUUAAGUUAACAAUAGUUUAUGCACUGAACUAACAUGAACUCAAACAUUAACAAGUGGUAAUAUAUGCAGUAAAAAAUAAAAUCAUUGUUAGUUUAUGUUACUUAAUGCAUUAACUACAAAUGAGUUCUUACCGUAACUGUAAGUUUUCAUUUUGGAAAGCACAUUUUAUGUUACUAAAAGUGUUCAGCAAAUCCUAUAGAGAAAUUGGAAAAUUGCAUAUGGUUUCAAAUCAGAGUCCUUAAACACACUUAAAAUGCAGCUUCAUGAUUUUGAUCAUUCAUGCUAUAGAUCAUGUCCAUUUGAGACUGACCAACACAUUAGCCAUUCCCCUUUUGUAUUUCAUUGCAAGUAUUUUUUUUUACUUUUAAACUGUGACCCUUUUCUAUAUACUCACCUUUUCAAUGAUUUCAAGUAAAAGAAAUUAAACCCAAA